CUACAGGAAAACUCUGGUAUUCACUGCUGCCAGGGAUUUCCUGUAAAAACAACAUGUUUUUUUUUACAGUGCAGGCUUUUAUAUACCAUAUUGACCUGAAUAUAAGACGAGGUUUUUUUCAUUAAAAAUAAUUUUAAAAUGCGGGGUCGUCUUAUAAUAGGGUCAAUACGGUACAAAUAUCCAUCCAUCGUGGGGGGCUGGUGUCUAUCAACAGUGGUCAACGGGCAAACAGGCAGGGUACACCCUGGGCAGACGGCCAGUCCAUCGCAAUAGCGCUGCAAAAUGCUAUGAUCUGAUGAGCUAGCUCCUCUUUGGCUCAGGGUUUGGGUCAUUUAUCUGAUUAUUUCUGCUGAGUGGCUCUGCUGCAUUUCCACACUUCAUUAGGAUGAGUCGGACUCGGUGUGCAAGCCUUGCAGAUUGUGCUCCAGCUCUGCAGAACGAGAGCUUCCAGAGGAAUCAGCUGAAGGUGGAGGAGACAUGCUGAGACUGCUGGUUCUGGGAUGGACUGCCUUGCUCAGUGGCCUUCAACCGACAGUUUGUUCUGUAACAUCCAGAUUUCCAAUGAGCAGAGGGACCAGAUGGUCAGCACCCACAUGUCAAGUCUUCAUUCCACCUCCUCUUCCUCCUUUGUUCCCUUCAAUCAGAUACAAAGCAGAACUGAUGGUUGAUAUCACAGAACACAUCACAGGACUCAAAGGAGAAAAGGGCUGCAGAGGACCAAGAGGAGAACAGGGUCAGCCUGGCAUUGUGGGCCUGGAAGGAGAAGCAGGAUCACAAGGCACCAUGGGGAAGCUAGGUCAAAAGGGAGAGAAGGGCAGCACAGGCUGGAGGGGCCUUUAUGGAGACAUUGGCACUCCUGGGCUGAUAAAGGGCACUAAAGGACACAAAGGAUCCAGGGGUGAAAAAGGUGUGAAGGGAAGCAGAGGAGUCAGCGGAGAGAAGCAUGAGCGAGGCUUACCUGGGAUGCCUGGAGAGAAGGGUGACUGGGGUCAAAGGGGUGAAGUAGGGCUGAAGGGGGAGCAGGGACCCCGGGGAGAACCAGGAUCUAGAGGAAGCAUGGGGCUGAAGGGAUCUCACGGACCCGCUGGACAGCUGGGGAAUCCUGGUUCAGCAGGACUGCAUGGUCUGACUGGACAGUCUGGACUGCCUGGACAAGUGUAUAUUCUGCCAGGACUUCAGGGAGACUCAGGAGACCCAGGACCAUCGGCUCCAUGCAGCUGCUCUCAGGGUCCAUCCCUACAGAAACCUCUGAUGAUCUUUGUUGCAGAAGGAGAGAAGGAGAUGAGACAGCUACGAGGGGACAACGUGAUGGUGCUUCGGACAGACAGAAAAGCUCUUUACGUCUACUCUGACUCUCAGUGGAUGAACAUCCUGGACGCCCGCAGACAUAGACUACACUCCGACUGAUCCACCUAGGCUUCAGAGGACAUCGGAUCCUGAGUCCUGAUGGAUUUCUGUUUGUCCAUCCAUGUCUAUCACCAUUUCAUCAUUGCUUUUAUUUUUAAAGCUUGCCUCAUGAAUGCAUGAAAUGUAAACACAGCAGCAGAAACCAGAUAAAUACUGACAAUAGAGUAUGUUUUAUUAUUGUCCCAGGACUGUCAGAAACAGGGAUAAAGACUGGAGUAUCCUGGAAGCGUGUGACUGGCUGGAAUGUUCUCUCUGAUCUUAACCCAACCUGUUAUCACCUGUGUCACCUCAGAUUUGUUUCUGGCCACACAGGGAGGCCAUGGUUCUGAGUGGCUAGCCUGAACAGAAGUUUCUGACACACUGAAGCAACAGUAGAAACAUCAUUGUUGCACAACUCAUAUGAGUCCAAGUACAUUAUUAUGUUUUGUCUCUUUUACUUGGAGCUUUGUUUUGACUGCAUGCUUCUGCAGCGGUUUCGUUUCUAAAUAAAAGUUGUUGUUUUUCUCC
Molecule: messenger RNA, 1914 nt
Organism: Nothobranchius furzeri (turquoise killifish)
Lineage: Eukaryota; Metazoa; Chordata; Actinopteri; Cyprinodontiformes; Nothobranchiidae
Product: acetylcholinesterase collagenic tail peptide
Cellular component (GO): extracellular matrix
Source: RefSeq, a predicted model, not a curated record